AUGGCAUUGCAACUCACCGCACCCACUAAGGAUUGGUCAAUGCUAUUCCAGCCCGAGGACCAGGACCGGCCAGCUCCCAAUUCUUUGAAUACUUCCUCGCUAGAGUCACUCCAGCAGCAGGUCCGCGCACUACAAGCCGAGCUAAAGGAUGAACGCGUUAUAAGGGAAAGGGCCGUUAAGGAGGCUCAUGCAUCACGGGAAAGAGCUGCUGCGGAAGUACAGGCACUACAAACAGCACUCAAUGAGGCUGUUAAGCAGGCCAAUGGGCUCGGCAGGCCUCUGGACCUACUAUACGAAAAUCUCCGCGCUUACAUCAAGCAAGGAGACGAAGCCCUUAAGGACGGGGGACUGGAUUCCUUGUCCAGGCACGUCAAAAUAUGGAUAGACCAAUUCGAAAAGAUCGUCGAACAGUAA
Coniosporium apollinis CBS 100218 is the source of this 414-nucleotide messenger RNA. RefSeq lists its product as uncharacterized. The transcript has a single exon. Bases 1 to 414 code for a protein of 137 amino acids. Lineage: Eukaryota; Fungi; Ascomycota; Dothideomycetes. The record is from RefSeq and is a predicted model, not a curated record.